Messenger RNA from Saccostrea cuccullata (small rock oyster), 766 nucleotides. Its product is annotated as O-acetyl-ADP-ribose deacetylase-like. The transcript is spliced from 4 exons. The record is from RefSeq and is a predicted model, not a curated record. Gene Ontology annotation, molecular function: transcription corepressor activity; NAD+ poly-ADP-ribosyltransferase activity; NAD+-protein mono-ADP-ribosyltransferase activity. Gene Ontology annotation, biological process: negative regulation of gene expression; protein poly-ADP-ribosylation. Gene Ontology annotation, cellular component: nucleus; cytoplasm. The annotation marks the transcript as partial. Lineage: Eukaryota; Metazoa; Mollusca; Bivalvia; Ostreida; Ostreidae.
AUAUCAAAUGUAAAACUGGAGUAGGAGUGCAUUUUUUCCAUUUGUGAUUUCCAUUUGUUGUCACCAGCAUCAAUAUACAAGUCAGAUGGCUAGCUACAGAUACAGGUCUCGUAAAUUGUUAGAUUAUUCGGAUUCUUCGUCGUCUGAAUCGUCUGAUUCUGAGAGUUUCGACGAUGAAGAAUCAACUGAAGACUCGGAGGAGGAUCUAAGAGGAGCCACGUACUUAUCCAAACACAGGGUUCGGGGUUCUGGGGACAAGGCUAACUCGGGGUAUCAGAUCGGCAAUAUAACGGUCACUGUUGUUGGUGGAGACAUUACCAGACAAAAGGUUGACGUAAUAGUGAACACUACGAAUCCUCGUCUCGAUCUGAGCUUAGGGAGGGCUUCUAGUUCCCUCCUGGCCGCGGCAGGGAGGGGCAUUCAGAGGGAGUGUCGUCAGACUUAUACGAGGAAAUUAGACCCAGGAGAAAUAGCGGUCACAACAGGAGGACACCUCGCCUGUAGGGCAAUAUAUCACGGAGUUCUGACCAAGUAUACAUCUAAAAAAGACGAACAGAUUUUAGAAGACUUGGUGACAGAGUGUUUGGAUCAGGCUGAUGCUGACGGUUACAGGUCCAUCGCCUUCCCACCAAUUGGGACCGGAUACCUGUCAUACAAUCCAACAAGAGUUGCUGAAAUUAUGUUUGAAUGCAUUGAAAAUUAUGCUUCACGAACGGUCACAUCUGUGUCCAUUGUUAUAUACUCACCAGAAAGUAGUUGUUUUCAG